Messenger RNA from Ricinus communis (castor bean), 1351 nucleotides. RefSeq names its product peroxisomal 2,4-dienoyl-CoA reductase [(3E)-enoyl-CoA-producing]. Bases 178 to 1074 code for a protein of 298 amino acids. Gene Ontology annotation, biological process: fatty acid catabolic process. Gene Ontology annotation, molecular function: 2,4-dienoyl-CoA reductase (NADPH) activity. The transcript has 5 exons. Lineage: Eukaryota; Viridiplantae; Streptophyta; Magnoliopsida; Malpighiales; Euphorbiaceae. The record is from RefSeq and is a predicted model, not a curated record.
GACAUUUUCACCCAAUUGGACCUCACUAUGCAUUGUUCACGUUGUCCUUAUGGCGAAUGACCCCAGAUUCUUUAAAUUCUCAUAAAAAAUCAAAAAGAAUUAACAACCUCUUUGUCCAAAGAAAAAAUUGAGAGAUUCUGAAAGAGAAAAGGUGAAGAAGAAAAGACCGAUUCAUCGAUGGAAUCGCCUUUCAAAGGAGAUAUACUGAAAGGAAAAGUGGCAUUGAUAACGGGAGGUGGUUCAGGAAUUGGGUAUGAGAUAUCACUUCAAUUGGGUAAACAUGGUGCUUCCAUUGCCAUCAUGGGUCGUCGCAAAAAUGUUCUUCUCUCUGCUGUUGCUUCCCUUCACUCCCUUGGAAUCCCUGCUAUAGGACUUGAAGGAGAUGUUCGCAAGAAAGAUGAUGCAGUGAAAAUUCUGGAAUCAACUGUUAGACAUUUUGGCAGGCUUGACAUUCUUGUGAAUGCUGCAGCUGGCAAUUUUCUUGUUGCAUCAGAGGAUUUAUCCCCUAAUGGCUUCCGAACAGUGAUAGACAUAGACUCUGUUGGCACUUUUACUAUGUGCCAUGAGGCAUUUAAGUAUCUCAAGAAAGGGGGACAAGGGAAGGACCCAUCUACUGGUGGUGGAAUAAUAAUAAAUAUAAGUGCAACUCUACAUUAUACAGCUACUUGGUAUCAAAUUCAUGUAUCUGCUGCAAAGGCAGCAGUUGAUAGCAUUACGAGAAGCUUGGCAUUGGAAUGGGGGACAGAAUAUGAUAUUAAAGUGAAUGGGAUUGCACCAGGGCCUAUUGGAGAUACUGCCGGACUUAGUAAACUUGCACCGGAGGAGAUCUUGAGAGAAGCUAAAGAGAAGUUGCCUCUAGAUAAACUGGGGGAGAAAUGGGAUAUAGCUAUGGCUGCUUUAUAUCUCACUUCUGAUGCAGGAAAACAUGUCAAUGGAACAAUAUUGGUGGUUGAUGGAGGGGAUUGGCUGAGAAAACCUCCCCAUCUUCCGAAAGAUGCAGUGAAGCAACUGUCUCGAGUUGUGGAGAAGAGGUCUAAAAAUGCACCAGUUGGGGUUCCAAAGAGCAAGCUUUGAUUCCCCUUCAUUAUAUGGAGAACUACAUGCAAGUUCCAGUUACAAGAUAACAUUACGAAUUUGAUGAAGCUGAAACUAAGAAAUUUUAAGUUAUUUAUCGAUUUUCUCUAUUUAAAAUUAGUUAAAUAUUUUUACAUGAAGCCAAGCAUAUUAUAUAUAAAUAUUGCUCGAAAGAAUUGUCUACAUCAUUUGUGAUUGGUGCCUAAUGUCUUCACCAAUAUAAUUUGUUAGUCCAAAUAUAAGAAAUCUAAAGUUACAAACAUUAAGUAUUGAUUAA